AAUUACGUGAUCUAUUUCUCCAGGUCUCAACAUCCAUUUCAGUGGAGUUAUGAAGACUGUUUGAUUAUUUAGUUUUUGUGAUUGUUUGUUACUUCCAUCAGGAGUCAGCGGUGGAGAUCAAACUGUUCAGAUCCAUCAUGGAUGAUACACAAACCUCCAGAAAUGAAAUUUUUUUUCCAGGAUUCAGCUCAGUUCAUCAGAAGAGAUCAGAACCAGAAUCCAGCUGUGUGUCUAUGAAGAGUGACAUGUCUAGGGGUCAGCCAAUACAUUUUAAGAGUGGAGAUACACUGACUGGCCUCAGCUCAGUUCAUCAGAGGAGAUCAGAACCAGAGUCCAGCUGUGUGUCUAUGAAGAGUGACAUGUCUAGGGGUCAGCCAGUAAAUUUUAAAAGUGGAGAUACACGGACUGGCCUCAGCUCAGUUCAUCAGAAGAAAUCAGUACCAAAGUGUGUGUCUAUGAAGAGUGACAUGUCUAGGGGUCAGCCAAUACAUUUUAAGAGUGGAAAUAUACAGUCUGAUCUCAGUCAUAUAGCCUCCAGCCUCAACACAUUUAGAUCAAAAUUGAGGAAGAAGUUUCAGUGUCUGAAUGAAGGAACAGCAAAGCUGGGAAACCCAACACUCCUGAAUGAGAUCUACACAGAGCUCUACAUCACAGAAAGUGAGAGAGGAGAGAUCAAUAAUGAGCAUGAGGUGAGACACAUUGAGAUACAGUCCAGGAGAGCAGCAACAGAGGACACACCUAUCAAAUGCAAUGACAUAUUUAGACCUUUACCUGGACAAGACAAACCCAUCAGAACUGUGCUGACAAAGGGAGUCGCUGGUAUUGGAAAAACAGUCUCUGUGCAGAAGUUCAUCCUGGACUGGGCUGAAGGGAAUGAGAAUCAAGACGUCCAGCUCAUCUUUCCACUUCCUUUUAGAGAGCUCAACUUGAUGAAGGAUAAAACACUCAGUCUUUCAGAUCUUCUUUGUGCCUUUUACCCUGAAACAAAAGAACUGGAAAUAUUCAGUGAUGAAUAUAAAGUGUUGUUCAUCUUUGAUGGUCUGGAUGAGUGUCGUCUGUCUCUGAACUUUAAGAGCAAAGUGAAACUGUGUAAUAUAUCUGAAUCAGCCUCAGUGGACAAGCUACUGAUGAACCUCAUUGUGGGGAAUCUGCUUCCCUCUGCUCUCAUCUGGAUCACCUCCAGACCAGCAGCAGCUGAUCUCGUCCCCUCUGAGUGUGUUCAUCAAGUGACAGAGGUACGAGGCUUCAGUGACCCACAGAAGGAGGAGUACUUCAAGAAGAAAAUCAGUGAUCAGAGUCUGGCCAAUACAAUCAUCUCACACCUGAAGUCAUCAAGGAGCCUCCACAUCAUGUGCCACAUCCCAGUGUUCUGCUGGAUCUCAGCCACAGUUCUAGAGAAGAUGUUGAGUGAAGCAGAGGGAGGAGAGAUUCCCAAGACACUCACUCAAAUGUACACACAUUUCCUGAUCAUUCAGACCAACAUCAAACAUGAGAAGGACUAUCAGAAGAAAGUUAAAGAUGAAGACAUGAUUCUCAAACUGGGGAAACUGGCUUUCCAGCAGCUUGUGAAAGGAAACCUGAUCUUCUAUGAGGAAGACCUGAGAGAGUGUGGCAUUGAUGUGACAGAAGCAACAGUGUACUCAGGGUUGUGCACUCAGAUCUUCAGAGAGGAGUUUGGCUUGUAUCAGGAUAAAGUCUUCUGCUUUGUUCAUCUGAGCAUCCAGGAACAUCUAGCAGCUCUAUAUGCACACAUUUACUUUACAAACAAGAACAGAAAUGUGUUUAAGAAAAUCAAACAAAGUCCUUUUUCUAAAAUUUUAAACCAAAAGAAAUAUCAUUCAUUAUCUGAGUUGCACCAGAAAGCUGUAAAUAAGGCCUUUAAGAGUAAGUAUGGACAUCUGGACCUUUUCCUGCGUUUCCUUCUGGGUCUCUCAUUGGAGUCCAAUCAGACUCUCUUACAAGAACUAUUGACACUGGCAGGAAGCUGCUCCUACAACAAAGAGGAAACAGUUCAGUACAUCAAACAGAAGAUCACGCAGAUUCACUCUCCAGAGAGAUCCAUCAAUCUGUUCCACUGUCUGAAUGAACUGGGUGAUGAUUCACUGAUGCAGGAGAUCCAACUCUAUCUGAAAUCUGAAAAAAUAAGAGAAACCAAACUCUCCUCUUCACAGUGGUCAGCUCUGGUUUAUGUGUUGCUGACAUCAGAGCAGAAGAUGGAUGUUUUUUACCUAAAACAUUUUAUAGGAGAACAAAAUACAGCAGAUGAAGUUCUUCAGAAGCUGCUGCCUGUGGUUAAAGAAUCCAGAUCAGCUCAGCUACAGUUCUGUAAUCUCACCGCUCAUUCCUGUAAGAGUUUGUCUUCAGUUCUACAAUCCUCAAACAUGUUCCUGGAAGAGCUGAACCUGAGUAACAAUGACUUGCAGGAUUCAGGAGUGAAGCGUCUUUCUGAUGGACUGAAGAGUCCAAAAUGUCAAAUGCAGAUACUCAGGCUACAGUUCUGUAAUCUCACCACUCAUUCCUGUAAGAGUUUGUCUUCAGCUCUACAAUCCUCAAACAUGUUCCUGGGAGAGCUGGACCUGAGUAACAAUGACCUGCAGGAUUCAGGAGUGAACCUUCUUUCUGAUGGACUGAAGAGUUUAAACUGUCAACUGCAAAUACUGAAGCUACAGUUCUGUCAUCUCACCACUCAUUCCUGUCAGAGUUUGUCUUCAGCUCUACAAUCCUCAAACAUGUUCCUCGUAGAGCUGGACCUGAGUAACAAUGACCUGCAGGAUUCAGGAGUUAACCUUCUUUCUGAUGGACUGAAGAGUUUAAACUGUCAACUGCAGGUACUGAGGCUGUCUGGCUGUAUGGUGACAGAGAAAGGCUGUGGUUAUGUGUCUUCAGCUCUGGAGACAAACCCCUCACACCUGAGAGAGCUGGAUCUAAGCUACAAUCACCCAGGAGAUUCAGGUGUCAAGCUGCUCUCCGAUAAACUCAACCAUCCAAACUACAGACUGGACAAACUCAAUGUGGAUCAAGGAGGAGAGAUCUGGAUUAGAGCAGGAAUACGCAAAUAUUCCUAUCAGUUCACCCUGGAUCCAAACACAUUGAAUGAAAACCUCCGUCUGUCUGAGAGCAACACAGUGAUUACUAACACUUCCUCAGAGCUUCAGUUUUAUCCUGAUCAUCCAGACAGAUUUGAUGUUCCUCAGGUGUUGUGUAGAGAGAGUGUGUGUGAUCAACGCUAUUACUGGGAGAUUGAGUACAGUGGAUUAUAUGUGUGUAUAUCAGUGUCAUAUGAGAGAAUUUUCAGGAAGACAGUGGAUAAGAAGCAUUUCUUUGGAUGUAAUGAUCAGUACUUGAGUUUGAUCUGCUCUUCCUCCAGAUACUUAUUCAAACACAAUAACAUAGUGACUAAACUCCCUGUAAAGCCCAUCAUCAGUAGAACAGGAGUGAAUGAGGAGAAUGACUAUGGAUUAGGAGUGUUUGUGGAGAAUUAUUAUAGAGUAGGAGUGUAUGUGGAUCACAGUGCAGGAACUCUGUCCUUCUACAGCCUCUCUGGAGACAAAAUGAGCCUCAUCCACACAGUCCAGACCACAUUCACUCAACCGCUCCAUCUUGGGAUUUUUGUUGAAUUUGGAUCAUUGAAACUGUGUUGAUGAAUCAGAACAGACUGUAGAGAGAUUAUACUUCUCAUAUAAAAGACAUUGGUAACACUUUA
Molecule: messenger RNA, 3703 nt
Organism: Megalobrama amblycephala (Wuchang bream)
Lineage: Eukaryota; Metazoa; Chordata; Actinopteri; Cypriniformes; Xenocyprididae
Product: NACHT, LRR and PYD domains-containing protein 3-like
Exons: 11
Coding region: 138-3641 (1167 amino acids)
Molecular function (GO): protein binding
Source: RefSeq, a predicted model, not a curated record